Macrosteles quadrilineatus (aster leafhopper) is the source of this 3667-nucleotide messenger RNA. RefSeq names its product rab GDP dissociation inhibitor alpha (gene Gdi). The transcript is spliced from 2 exons. Gene Ontology annotation, molecular function: Rab GDP-dissociation inhibitor activity. The record is from RefSeq and is a predicted model, not a curated record. Gene Ontology annotation, cellular component: cytoplasm. Lineage: Eukaryota; Metazoa; Arthropoda; Insecta; Hemiptera; Cicadellidae. Gene Ontology annotation, biological process: small GTPase-mediated signal transduction; protein transport; vesicle-mediated transport. The coding region runs from base 125 to 1453 and encodes 442 amino acids.
AGUUGGCAAAAAUCUAUCUGUCUGUGGAAUUCGUCUUACUUUUGGUUUGGCGUUUCGGAAAUCGUACUCUGUUAGUGAGUGUGUAAUUUUGUUAAUUUUUGUUAUAAAGUGAAAAUAAACCAAUAUGGAUGAAGAAUACGACGCAAUAGUGCUCGGGACUGGUUUAAAAGAAUGUAUCCUAAGCGGUAUGCUCUCUGUUUCUGGUAAGAAAGUUCUGCAUAUCGACAGGAAUAAGUACUAUGGUGGCGAAUCAGCUUCCAUCACACCUCUGGAAGAGUUAUUUGCACGUUAUGGUGCACCAUCUCCUGAUGAAACGUAUGGAAGAGGCAGGGAUUGGAAUGUAGACCUGAUUCCAAAAUUCCUCAUGGCAAAUGGCCUGUUAGUAAAAUUGCUCAUUCACACGGGGGUAACAAGGUACCUCGAAUUCAAAUCUGUCGAAGGUAGUUAUGUAUACAAACAGGGGAAAAUCUCCAAAGUCCCUGUGGACCAGAAGGAAGCUCUGGCCUCAGAUUUAAUGGGGAUGUUUGAGAAGAGAAGGUUUAGGAACUUCCUCAUUUAUGUCCAAGAUGUCAAACUCGAUGACCCAAAAACUUGGAAGGAUCUAGAUCCUAACAGCACCACAACUCAGCAACUGUAUGAGAAAUUUGGUCUAGAUAGGAACACCCAAGAUUUUACAGGGCAUGCAUUGGCUCUGUACCUUGAUGAUGAUUACCUGAACUAUCCAGCUGCCCAAACAAUCUGCCGAAUAAAGCUGUACAGUGACUCUCUUGCUCGUUAUGGCAAGUCCCCCUAUCUAUAUCCCAUGUAUGGACUUGGUGAACUGCCUCAGGGCUUUGCUCGACUCAGUGCAAUCUAUGGUGGUACCUACAUGCUUGAUAAGCCAGUAGAUGAAAUUGUUAUCGAAAACGGCAAAGCUGUUGGUAUUAAAUCAGGAGAAGAAAUUGCAAAAUGCAAACAGGUAUACUGUGACCCAUCGUAUGUUCCCAAUAAGGCUAAGAAAACCGGCAAGGUUAUUCGUUGUAUUUGCCUGAUGGAUCAUCCCAUUCCUAACACAAGGGACGCACUAUCAACUCAAAUAAUCAUUCCUCAAAAACAAGUGAACAGGAAAUCAGAUAUUUAUGUAUCUUUGGUGAGUCACACUCACCAGGUUGCAGCCAAAGGCUGGUUUGUUGCAAUGGUCUCUACAACGGUUGAAACUGAAAACCCUGAAGCUGAAAUUAAACCAGGUCUGGAUCUGUUAGGUCCCAUUAAACAGAAAUUUGUCACAGUGUCUGAUUAUCUUGAACCAACUGAUGAUGGCAAAGAAAGUCAAAUUUUUAUUUCUAAGUCAUACGAUGCAACGACUCACUUUGAAACAACAUGUCUUGAUGUAUUGGAUAUAUACAAGAGAGGAACAGGGGAAGAUUUUGACUUUUCGAAGGUGAAGGUUGAACUUGGAGACGAAGAUCAGUAAGGUGUUGAACAUGAUAUGUUUGAUGUGCUGCGCUUAAUUCUUACAGUGGAAGAAAUUGCAAGAGAAUUUUUGGCAAUCAUCUUUGAAAAGGCAUGUUUGUUUAUCGGAACUCUAAUCUUCUAUAUAAACUGUGCAUGUAUGCUGUACUGUUUACCAUAUUUAAAAGUAAUUUUUAUUUUCAUUAAAUAUCUUUAUGGUACUUUUCGUAUCAUUCAAUAAGUUUUCCUCUGUAAAAUAUAUUUAAUCCACCACUUAAAAUCAACUUUUUAAAAGGCUUCUAAAGUUCAAGUGUAGAUUUUUUUGUAACUUUUAUACCAAAGAUUUUCUUUAUAACUAUAAUGAAGUCUUCUUGUCAUAUCUAGGCAAAUCUCUUGUAUUUUAUGUUUUCCAUUCAACUAUUUGAAUAUAAUUCUCCUAACCUUUUUACUACAGGAGAUUUUAGUAUAGUUUUAUUUUGGAUUAACAUUUACCAAAUUUAACAUACCAAAGCUGGAGAAGAGAGCUCUGUAUUUCUAAAUAAUAUUGUUUCCACGCUUAAUAUCCAUGGUCUUUAAAUGUUUCUGUUAAUAACAGGUUUUCAUUCAUAUUUUCUUUUGGAAAGCCAGCUUUUUUAACCACCACAACGUGCAUAUGAUUUCAAUUUUAGAAGCCUUUUUAAUUGUAAGUCUUAGCUUGCUUUUACACCUUAUAUUUUAAUCUAGGGAUUCCCGUUUGUUAAUUUAGUCUAUAGGAGUUUAUUUUUAAUCAUAUUUGGUGUUUAAAAGGUUAAAAAGGUUUAAAUGUGUGUAAAUAACACUCAUUGUUGCAUUAUCUUCACAACUGAGUAAAAAAACAUUCCAUUUUAAAGCGAUUGAGAAUAGUAAAAAGCUUUUUUGAAGAUACGAAUAAGUAAGAUAGUCGAUGUUCUUUGUAAGUGUACAAACUAGUAAACCUCCCAAACAAAUGCCACUGUAUAUUGAGCUUCUUUGUCCUGAUUUUAUCUGUUUGUUUACUUUGCAAAACAUUUCGUGCAAUGUUCGCAAAAACUAGUACAUUUAAUACAAUAAAGAUUUAGAUGUGUAUUGGAGAGUAAUUUUAGAUGUGCUCAAUGCAUUUAUUUUGUUAUAAAAUUUACCGUGUAGAAUUGUUUAUUUUACUGAACCCUGUUUAUCAUCCCUUGCUUUUUAUGGUAUAUACACGCUGUUCAUUGUAUCACACAAGUAUUUUAAAGGUUGUAUAAAUUACUUUUCUGUUUUGUAAUAAAUCAACUUCUCUUUAUGUUGAAUGAAACUGGUUCAUGGUCUGUUUUGGUAACAAUUGGUUAUUCUAAGUUAACUCACAGAUGGAAGAAUCUAUUGUCAAUCUAUUAACUUAUGAUUAUUGGCUUUGAGAAAUUAAGUUUUGUUUAAAUGAGAUACCAAUCAUACUAAGCCAAUGUAAUUAAAGUAGGCCUAUUUAACUGAAGGUAUACUACGGGCCAAAUUUUACCAUCUGCUAUAUUCUUAAAAAAUUUAUUUUGUAAGUAAACUUAUUGGCCAACAGAUAUAACCCCUGUAAAACGCAUAAAUCAUUUUUGUUCUAGACUUGUAUUUAUAAAAUCACAAGUGAAAAGUUUAAGAUAGGGCUAUCACUGUUAAAACAUUAGAUGUUUAAAUAUAUUUUUAGCUAUACCUAAAAUUUGAAGAAUGUGAUGUUAUGUAUUAUGAAUGGGUUUUUGAACAUAGGCAAAUCAAAUCCUUUAAUUUAAACACUUUUUGGAACUAGCCUAAUUAAAUAAUCCUAAGCAUGCCUCAAUCUAUGAAAGUUAUUUGAGUUAAAAUAUAAACUGGUAUAUUAUACUAUAUUAUACUUCUGUCAUGCCAAAAUAAUUUAUUAGUAUUAAAAUAAUUUUCCUGCAAAACAUAAAUGUUCUGGUCUUUAUGGGGUACUGUGUGUAAUUCAUGAUUCUUAAAAUUUCCUCUCUCUGGUUCCUGCAUAUUGAUUUCCUUUAACAAAAAUGAAAUAAUAUACAGAAUUAUAUAUUUGGAAAAUAUAAUAUUUUUUUUUAAUAUCUAACUUAUUGCAAAUACACAGUGCUUGUAGAUAAAAAUGCAAGGUGGUGGACAAAUUAUUGUUUUGCUUGAAAAUCAUUAUUUAGCUGUUAUUUUGCAGAAUAUGCUAAAAAUUAUUGUAAUUAUUAUUAUCUGUUAAAUUGCUACAAGCAUGAAAUAUAUUAAAUUUUUUUGUAAUCUGAAA